This is a messenger RNA of Clunio marinus, 945 nucleotides long. The record is from the annotation of a GenBank genome assembly. NCBI's taxonomy places the organism in Eukaryota, Metazoa, Arthropoda, Insecta, Diptera, Chironomidae.
GAUCCGAAGUUUUCUGCUCCAAUACUUAAUGUAACUGUACCAGUAUCAAGAGAUGCAAUUCUUACUUGUAAAGUUCACGAUCUUGUCCAAUAUAAGGUUGCAUGGCUUCGUGUUGACACACAAACAAUUCUCACAAUACAGAAUCACGUUAUAACAAAAAAUCAUAGAAUUUCAAUCACAAACACCGAGAAGAAAAUUUGGCAGUUGAGAAUACGCGAUGUUAAAGAGUCAGACAAAGGCUGGUACAUGUGCCAAAUAAAUACCGAUCCAAUGAAGUCUCAAAUGGGAUUCUUGAACGUUGUUGUCUCGCCUGAUAUUUUAGACGAACCAACAAGCCACGAUAUUAUAGUGCAAGAGUUUGAAAACGUGACUUUGUCAUGUACAGCUGUGGGAUCACCAGAGCCAACGGUGUUCUGGAAGCGAGAAAGGCAAUCAAAACCACUAACUAUUGAUAACAAAGAAUCUUACACACAUGUUGGAUCAAUUCUUCAAAUCCCUUUUAUAACGAAAAAUCAAGCGGGUGCUUAUUUAUGCAUAGCAUCAAAUGGAAUUCCACCAACUGUAAGCAAGAGAAUCACCGUCGUUGUUAAUUGUAAGAUUAAAUCACUUAUCAAGUUGAAGUUAUCUCUACAAAUGUAUUUGUUGUUUGAACAAAAGCAGUUAAUUGAUGUUUAUGUUGGUUUAAUGUUCAAAAUAUUUUUAGUAAAUUAUUGGAUGCGCGGUCAUCCUGACUUCAUCAACAAGGAUUACGUUUUAGGAGGAAAUUAUGAAAGCGAAGUUGACGCUGACGGUAUCUUUAGGGUGUCCAUGAAGCUCGUCGUGCAAUUAGAGAAACCAAUGGAUUUCGGUAUUUACAAGUGCAUAGCGAAAAACGCCCUUGGAAGUUCCGAAGAAACAAUCAAAGUUUUACGUAAGAACAAAGCUUUUCUACUUCACAAAACGUAG